Messenger RNA from Pyrus x bretschneideri (Chinese white pear), 411 nucleotides. RefSeq lists its product as uncharacterized. Gene Ontology annotation, molecular function: peptidyl-tRNA hydrolase activity. The transcript has 2 exons. The coding region runs from base 1 to 411 and encodes 136 amino acids. The record is from RefSeq and is a predicted model, not a curated record. Gene Ontology annotation, cellular component: mitochondrion; cytosol. Lineage: Eukaryota; Viridiplantae; Streptophyta; Magnoliopsida; Rosales; Rosaceae.
AUGUUGAUGGGGUUGGGAUGGGUGGGUACGAUUUUGGUAGGAGCUGGUUGGCUUGCUUUAGGGUAUUACUUUGGCGUGCAUCACCCUCCUGCUCACAUUAUUUUCUUAGCCAGACUCGUUAAGCAAGCUGCACUUGCCAAUGAUUCUAAUAAUGGAAAGAAUAAGACGAAGAAGAAUAAGCAUAACAAGGACAAGCCUAAAGACCCUCUAGAGAUUGAAAAUCUCGCCGACACUCUUGAAGAUUUCAAAAUGGUUUUGGUGGUCAUGAAGGAUAUAAAGAUGGGUAAAGGGAAAAUUGCCGCUCAAUCAGGUAGUUAUAGAUACUUUUUGCUUUCCUUUUGUGUUUGGUGCACUAAAAUUCGAACUCUUUAUCUGAAUGUUUAUGUUCAUCAUUUAGUCAUGCGACCUUAG